This is a messenger RNA of Myodes glareolus (Bank vole), 1084 nucleotides long. The record is from RefSeq and is a predicted model, not a curated record. Lineage: Eukaryota; Metazoa; Chordata; Mammalia; Rodentia; Cricetidae.
AUGGGACAGUCCCCUCCCGCCCCCCACGAGGCCCUGCGGGCUGGGGAGGAGGGACCGGCCCGACUCCCCCCACCCUUCCUGCCGCCGCAGCCGCCGCCGACCGCGCUCCGAUUGGCCCAGAGUCUGAGUGACGUCACGAGGGACGGUGGGUUCGCCCCGAACAAAAGAGAUGCUGAUCUCCCGCCAGCUCUCAGUCCUGCCUGCGGAAGCCUUUGGCUGGUGACCUUGAAAUUUUCAGUCUCCAGAUCUUGUGGCGUGUUCAGAAAUUUCCUGAAUUUCUAUAGGACUGAGAGGCAAAGCAGUAGUCUGCAACUAUUCUGGAGUGUCCGUAACAGAGAUGUCUGGCUUCCUCCCGUAGAGUUCCUGUGGAGUGGUACAGCAGGAUGCUUACCCCUGAGCUCACCCCUGAGCACUCGUCUUGUCAGAAGGAUGACUUCCAUUUGGCUUCGACUUCUGCGUCCUUCACAAUAUCUUAAAGUAAGGCCAUUGUGCAGGAGUCAAAGCAACUUUAAGAGAGAAAACAUGAUGUCUAUAUCAUACGACUGCUUUUCUCUUGGUUAUUUUGAAGAUGUAUUUCUUGUAUUAAAAGAUAGUUCAUGUCUAAGUAGCAGAAAGGAAGUUUUUAAAUGAUCAUCCAUAAAUAUAAAGCAUUAACUUUUUUAUUUAUUAUACACUUGAUAAAAGUCAAAACCAAAAUAAUGAGAAGCAAAAAUUAUCAAGACAGUUGAUUUAAACUGAAUAUUCUUAAUUAUUCUCCAACUAAGAUAGAUUUUAUGAUUUUCCCUUCUUGGUACAUCUCUGAGUUAAAAAGGACAAUGAGAAGCCAGGGCAGGUGAGAAAAUUGUGCUACCAAAAUGUGACAAGCAGGCAUGCCCAAAAGGAUUGUUCACUUUCUUAGAUAAGCGAAAAUAAACAAGAUUUAUUCUUCAGUGCUCAAAUAUCCUGAUGUGUUCCAAUGGCGAGAAAAUGCAAGCAAUGAAGCAAUUGUAGUUACUAAGUUGGAAAUUUGAAGUAAUAGCUAGUGGCUCUUUCUAGAAAGUGCUGAUGUUAUAAAUAUGUAUUAAACUGUUCAAAAUCGUGUGAA